AUGGCGUCUCUUUCAAUCCGCCUCCUGGCUCUUUCCCUUUCCGUCACUGCUUUAUUCACUUGCUCCUCCGGCCAUGGUCACACUUACGAUCCUUAUAACGACAAGGCACGGAUGAUCCACCACGGUGGUCCUAUGCUCAACGGGACCGUUAAAUUAGCCAUCAUGUGGUACGGAAAUUGUGGCAAGGAAAUAAAGAACACCAUGAGAAACUUCAUUAAAUCAUUGACCGUCCCAGGCAAAGCCAAACUGCAACCUCAAGUUACCUGUUGGUGGAAAGUAGUGGAAAGUUACCAAUCAAUGAUACCAGACGCAAAGCCUGGGAAAAGCCCCAAAAUCAAGGUCAAAGUGGUGAAACAAUCAGGAGAGAAAACAUAUAAAUAUGGGAAAGUUUUGACUUUGCAAGGGCAUAUCCCGGAGCUUAUCGAGCAUGUCACUAAGGGCGAUACUGAACUCUUACCGGUCAUCGUUGCUGCAAGGGAUGUCUCUAUUCAAGGAAUUUGCAACGGGCAAUGUGCGGAUCAUUUACUUACUGAGGAUCCCCAUCCGCGACCAUACAUCAUAGUCGGUAACCCAGAAACGGAGUGCCCUGGAGAAUGCGGAUGGCCUUUCUUCCCGGCUGACAUGGGUCCAAAGGGACCAGUCCUUAAACCACCAAGCGGCAACAUGGCAGCAGAUGCUAUGGUUGUUGCCUUCGCGGGUGCAUUGGUUGAUGCAAUCACCAACCCAAUGAACGAUGCUCUCUACCAUUCAAACAAGGCUAAAGAACUCGGCCCAGCCACCGUUUGCAAAGGCAUUUUCGGUCGUGGUGCUGCCCCUGGCAACCCCGGCGAAGUUCUCACCGACCCCAAAACCGGCGGAAAUUUCAAUGCCUACGGAAAUAAGAACAAAAAAUUCUUGCUUCCAGCCAUCUGGAACCCCAAAACUAAAUCUUGCUGGACUGUUUAAUGGAGGUGGUUUGCAAAAUUUGAGACAAAAAUAAAAUAAAAAUUAAACAUUAAAUUUCUGUAAAAUUAUUUUUUUAUUUUAUUGUAUUUUCAAAAUCGAAGCGGAUUAGAGUCAUCGAACCGAUUAAUAAAAAAUCGUUGAGCCGUCAACCAAUGAAAA
This is a messenger RNA of Gossypium raimondii (Peruvian cotton), 1104 nucleotides long. RefSeq names its product protein EXORDIUM-like 6. Lineage: Eukaryota; Viridiplantae; Streptophyta; Magnoliopsida; Malvales; Malvaceae. The transcript is spliced from 2 exons. Bases 1 to 945 code for a protein of 314 amino acids. The record is from RefSeq and is a predicted model, not a curated record.